Messenger RNA from Achroia grisella, 1937 nucleotides. It is a transcript of the gene mRpL11, whose product is annotated as large ribosomal subunit protein uL11m. The record is from RefSeq and is a predicted model, not a curated record. Gene Ontology annotation, molecular function: large ribosomal subunit rRNA binding; structural constituent of ribosome. The transcript is spliced from 4 exons. Gene Ontology annotation, biological process: translation. Gene Ontology annotation, cellular component: mitochondrial large ribosomal subunit; ribosome. Bases 138 to 728 code for a protein of 196 amino acids. NCBI's taxonomy places the organism in Eukaryota, Metazoa, Arthropoda, Insecta, Lepidoptera, Pyralidae.
UAUAUAUUUCUUUAGUAUCAAAAAAAUAGGUUAUGUAAAUAUUACAUAUAUAGUUGCAUUAAAAUUGAUAUUAGUAAAUAAAAUUUGAGUCACACUUAUAUAUUUCUUCAUGCUGGAUAUUAAUAUCGCUUAACAAAAUGUCUAAAUCAGUAUCUAGACUGAAAUCAAUGAAGAAAGUAGCUGAUAAAAUUGAUCAUUCUUCAAAGUUGAGGACCAAUAUUCCAGCUGGUAUGGCAGCUGCUGGUCCGCCUUUGGGCCCUAUGCUUGGACAACGUAAUAUUAACAUAGCAGCAUUUUGUAAAGAUUUUAAUGAACGGACAGCAAGUAUAAAGCAAGGGAUACCUUUACCAACAAGAGUAAAAAUGAACUCUGACCGUUCAUAUCAACUUGUUAUUCAUCAACCACCUGCAUCAUACUUUUUAAUGCAAGCUGCAGGAAUGAACCGUGGUGCUAUGGAACCUGUUAAAGAAACAUCUGGAAAAAUAACACUCAAACAUCUGUAUGAAAUAGCUAAAAUCAAAUCUCAGGACCCAACACUCGAAUGGAGACCACUAAAGGAAAUCUGCACAAUGUUGGUGGCCACAGCUAGGACUUGUGGUAUUGAAAUUGUAAAGGAGUUAGAUGCAAAGGAAUAUGGAGAAUUCCUUGAAGAAAGAAAGAAGGUAAUAGAAGAACAGAAAAAAAUGCUUCAAGAAAAACGAGAGGCCAAAAUGUUACGAACUGCUUAGAUUAGUAAAAUAUUGUUGUUGUAGAUAAUUAGUAUAAAAUAUAUAUCAUAAGAACUGGAGCUCACCGACAGAAUGGCGCAGCAGGCGACAAAUUAAUAUGGAGUGCUUAGUAACUUUCUUAAAUGCUGUCAAAUUUGAAAUCCAAAUGGCAGUAUAACCAUUGUCAUAUGUAAAUACCUUACAAGGUUUUAUGUGGUGGAAUUAAGCUAUUUAAGUUUUAUAUAAUAAAAAAGGAACAAUAAUUCGUAGAAGCCUCCACUGCAGCACUCAAUUAGCUUCACCUGUGUCCAUGCUUCUAUGUUUUGUCGACGAGCGACAGCUUUGUUUAUACGAAUGUGAUUUAUUGUUAUACAUAUUAGAACUACAUUGCAAAAAAGAUGAUAUGACAAAAAAGAGUCAAUAAAGAGAAGUCUGAGAAGACAGAUCAACGGAAGAGAAAAAUAUUACGCGGACCCCAAAUCAUAUGACAUAAGAAUUAGAACUCUAAUAAAACCAAGGUAUAGGUGGCAUAGAUAAAAUAAAAAUUUACAUUCAGAAAAUAUAGAUUUAUUCUUAUACAAUGAUAUGAUACGUACCUAUCUUAUAUUUUAAUAUGUGUGGACAAAGAUAACAAGUUUUAAUGUCAUUUUUAACUUGUGCAUACACAUCCAUUAAAUAAUAAAAAGUAGGGAAGAAUUUUUUAAAUAAUAACAUAAGUACAUCUAAUUAUUUUAGCAUCUUGUAAAUAUAUUCUAUGUCAAAAUGAGACUGGCAUUUGUACUAGAAGGUACAUUUAUUUUUAGCACAUGCAGCUGCUAAUUAAGUUACAUAUUUUUUUACAUAGCUUUCUGGGUAAUAUGCUAUGAAUCUUUAGGAUGAUGAAUUGUUAUUUACAAACAGUCUAAAUUUACUUAUUCUGGGACUAAGACAACAAAAUCCUUACGACCUAACAAUCAUUCAAAACCAAUAUGAAUGUCCAAUCGCGUUUGCAUUUUUACUACGAUAUUAGCAAGAAACGAAAAUAUUUAUUUAAAGAGCACCUAUCUUAUGGCUACAAAUUCCACUAUUUCUACUAAGUAACAAAAAUAAAAAUUGAAACAACCACUAAUAAAUAUCACAUAUGACAGUCUUGACAUUAUAAACCUUAAUAGGAUACAACCAAUAUAAUAAUAUAGAAAUAUAGUGUAGAAUCUCUCUAUGUACUCUAAUUUUAUCACUGCAAGUAUAAAG